AUGCUUGAUGUUUCUUCUUAAUUUUAGAAUUUAUUACCAUUCCAGAGACAAGCACUUAUCUUCCACGCAAUUAACUUAUUUAAAGGGUUAAGAUGCACUGGUUUCUAAGAAGAUGACCCUAAAAAUGAAACUAACACUGGUAUUCUAAAUUUACCUCAGGAUUGGUAAAGUUAAAAUGCAGAACUAGUAUCAUUCAGGUAUGAAAGGCUGAGUGAUGAAAAUGUACCUUAGAAAGAUAGAGAAGAGUUCUAUUUCAAAUUUCUAUAAGCAGCUCAUAAGUUCGAGAUUAAUGCUCUAAGCAGCAAUGGAACAAAUGAUAUUUAUUCAUCAGAAUUCGAUUUGUUAAAAGAUUUGAAGGAAGAGGAUUUUGUUAAUCUUGAUAGCUGGGUGCCUAAAUAGUUGCUGGGUUAAUAUGAGAAAGAUAUUCUCAAUAAACUUCUAAAAUCAUCAAAAGAAGAGGAAAGAAAGCAAUAAAAUCAAUAACAAAAUAAGCCACCUUAAUAUGAUCCUUUCCCGAUUGGAGGAGGUUCUGGAAGCCAGUAAUACUAACCCCCCUUCAGGCCUCAUAUAAUUGGUGAUCCUACCUACCCACCACCGGGAACAAGUGGACCAGGUGGAAAUCUUGUUGGACCAGGCAGUAGUAUAUUCCAUCCAAGUGGUCAUCCAUAUCCAGAUGAAAUUGAUCCAGCUACUGGUGGUGGUAUUCCCUUUUUAGGAGGCAAUGAUCCUAAUGAUUUGUUCCCUAGCAUCCCGGGAAUCAAUGAUCCUAGAAAUAGAAGAAAUCCAUUUGGUGGAGGUGGCUUUGGACCAGGUGGCUUUCCUCAAGGUCCAGGGUUUGGAGGUCCCUUUGGAGGUAGUGGUUUCGGAGGUGGAGGCUUCGGCGGUGGCGGCUUUUAUUCUUGA
Molecule: messenger RNA, 903 nt
Organism: Stylonychia lemnae
Lineage: Eukaryota; Ciliophora; Spirotrichea; Sporadotrichida; Oxytrichidae
Source: the annotation of a GenBank genome assembly